AUGAGCGGUACGUUCGACCCCUUCGAGUACGCUUCACAGGUAUACAGCAAAGCCGAUGUGCGCUCCCCGCUCAAGCAGCUCCUAUUUGAGGUGGGACUGUGCGAGAUCCUCGUCGUCCUUGUGGUCGAUGUCGCGGCAGACGAAGGACACGUCUGCACUCGCUGCAUUGCGCUCGCUGCAAUCCGCAUGGCAGACCAAGAGGGGACGCCACAGUCCAAGGUGCUAGUCGAAACGGCUCAUCAAGCCGUCGAUGCAUUCAACCCCGAUGAUGAAGAUGCGCGCGCUUGGUGCUGGACCAGUGCACUCUGGUAG
Molecule: messenger RNA, 312 nt
Organism: Sporisorium graminicola
Lineage: Eukaryota; Fungi; Basidiomycota; Ustilaginomycetes; Ustilaginales; Ustilaginaceae
Exons: 1
Coding region: 1-312 (103 amino acids)
Source: RefSeq, a predicted model, not a curated record